AUGGAGGCGGCAUCUGCGCGCUACGCUGCGCGCGAUCGAUGGGGAGAGGCCGGACAUCCGGCUCCGUCACAGCUUCAACGCUUCAUCCAGGGCGCAUGCAGCCCCGAGAACUACGAGCCGAACCUGGCCCUGAACCUCGAGAUAUCUGACCUGAUCAAUUCCAAGAAAGGCUCGGCGCCCCGAGAGGCUGCGACCGCCAUCGUGAACUACAUCAACCACCGCAACCCCAACGUGGCGCUGCUCGCCCUCAACCUGCUCGACAUAUGCGUCAAGAACUGCGGCUACCCCUUUCACCUCCAGAUCAGCACCAAGGAGUUUCUCAAUGAGCUCGUGCGCAGGUUUCCUGAGCGACCGCCGAUCCGGCCUACCCGAGUUCAAAUGAAGAUUCUCGAGGCGAUUGAGGAGUGGAGGGGCACGAUAUGCGAGACGAGUAGAUACAAGGAGGAUCUUGGCUUCAUCCGAGACAUGCACCGGCUGCUGAGCUACAAGGGAUACACCUUUCCCGAAGUACGAAGAGAAGAUGCCGCAGUGCUGAACCCUAGCGAUAACCUGAAAUCGGCCGAGGAGAUGGAGGAGGAGGAGCGGGAAGCCCAGUCGGCCAAGCUGCAGGAGCUUAUUCGCAGGGGCACGCCCGAAGACCUUCAGGAGGCCAACCGGCUCAUGAAGAUCAUGGCGGGGUACGACACACGGUCCAAGGUGGACUAUCGCGCCAAGGCCGCUGAGGAGGUCAGCAAGAUCCAGGCCAAGGCCAGGCUGUUGGAGGAGAGACUGGAGAGUUUCAAGCCCGGUGAUAAAAUGCAAGACGGUGAUGUGUUCCAUGAACUCGCUUCGGCCCUGUCCAGUGCGCAGCCCAAGAUCCAGAAGAUGUGCGAGGAGGAGUCCGAUGACCACGAGGCUGUCGCCAAGCUCCUGGAGAUCAACGAUAGCAUACACAGGACUGUUGAACGAUACAGGCUCAUGAAGAAGGGAGAUGUGGACGGUGCGCAGAAGAUCGCAGCCGGAGCACCCGUCUCGACCACGACGGCGGGCAAAUCUGCCGCCAACGAGCUCUCCCUGAUCGAUUUUGACGCCGAGGCCGAGGCCGAAGCCGACGGAGCCCCCGCUCCAGGCCAAGCCAGCACGCAGCCGGGCGGUCUCGAGAACGAUCUUCUUGGUCUCAGCAUCGGCGAGCCGAGCACCUUUGGGCAAGGAGGUGGGAUAUCGCUGGGUUUUGGCGCCAAUGCGAAUGUGCCAGGACCUGCUCUGCUGUCGUCCAUGACGGAGAAUAACAGCGCCAAAGGCCCAGUCGCUUCUCCUUCGCCACCUGCAGGAGCCUUCUCGCCCUUUUCGACGUUCUCUUCUGCUUUGCCAGCGUCCCAGACGGGCACUCCCCAGCCAAACUAUCAGUCCUCGGCAUUCGCGCCCCCUCCUCAGCCCAGUUCGGACCCAUUCGCCUCGUUGAAGUCGCCCUCUCUUUCUUCCAAACCGAGCACCCCAGCUGCUGUCCAACAAGCUGGCCCCUCGGCUGUCGCUGGGGACGAAGACGAAUGGUCCUUCUCCUCGGCCCUGCCGCCCGAGGUUCCCUCGCAGCCCAAAGAGCACAGCCUGGUCGUGAGCAACUCCAUCGUCAAGAUCGACCUGCUUGCCAACCGUGGGUCGGCUGGCGGGAACGCGAUCGCCCUCCAGUUCUUCUUCUCGAACAACACGAUGCAAGCUGUGAACGAGUUGCACUUUCAGAUCGCAGUCACAAAGGGUUAUGAGUUGCAGAUGCAGCCACAGUCGGGGAGGACGCUUGAAGCGAAUCAAAAACAGGGUAUCACCCAGUCCAUGGAGGUCUGGCAUGCAGCUGGGUGUCCAAGAUCCAUGAGGCUCCAGCAUUUCAAGACCAACGUGCUGGACCCAUCAUUUUUCUUUCAUUACUACAAGGCAGUGUUCCGUUGUUUCUGCUCUGCUGAGCGCAUUAUUAGCAGCGGAGAAACACCAGAUAGCCACAGGGAGCUAUGGACUAUCUGCCCCCGGGCCGCGGCCGCGACCGCGACCACCGGGAAAGGCAUGACAGCUCUGGUGAGGGCAAAGAUCGACAGAGAAGCACAAGGAGAAGCGGCGAUGAUGGAGGAGACGACAGACACAAUCGACACCGCGAACACCGCCGACGCAGGUCAAGGACGCCAGAAUCGAAAGAGGGCAGGUCACAUCAUCGCGAGCACGAGCGCGAGAGGGACCGGAGCAGAGACCGAGACCGAGACCGAGACCAGGAUCGGCAGCGGGAGCGGGAUCGGAAUCGGAAUUCGUACAGAGAGAGAGAGCGGGCGAGGAUCGAAACGGUCGGCGCGGGACGACAGCCCCGGCGACGAAGCCCGACCAGUCAAGCGCGGCGGCCCGCUUCCGUCGCAGGCUGAUUCGUAUGCCCUCGUGACCACCGGCGAAGAGCCUGAGCCGCCCAAGGAGAAGGCCAAUUUUGGCAAUACCGGCAUCCUGGCCGCCGCUUCCAACGUCGUCACCCAGGCAGACGGGUCCACAAUCACGCUCAAAUACCACGAACCCCCAGAGGCGCGGAAGCCGCCGCCCAAGGACGAGUGGAAGCUCUUCGUCUUCAAGGGACCAGAGAUUGUGGACACGAUCGAGCUGAGCCUGCGCAGUUGCUGGCUGGUGGGCCGCGAAAGCGCCGUGGUCGACCUGCUUGCAGAGCACCCCAGCAUCAGCAAGCAGCAUGCCGUGAUCCAGUUCCGGUACAUCGAGAAACGCAACGAAUAUGGCGACAGGGUCGGCCGCGUCAGACCCUACCUGAUCGACCUUGAGAGUGCCAAUGGGUCAUUGCUCAACAAGGACAAGGUGCCAGGCAGCCGGUACCUAGAGCUCCGCGACAAGGACAUGGUCCAGUUCGGGCACAGCAGUCGAGAAUACGUGAUCAUGCUUGCGCCCAAGGCAUGA
Messenger RNA from Thyridium curvatum, 2910 nucleotides. RefSeq lists its product as uncharacterized. The coding region runs from base 1 to 2910 and encodes 969 amino acids. NCBI's taxonomy places the organism in Eukaryota, Fungi, Ascomycota, Sordariomycetes, Thyridiales, Thyridiaceae. Gene Ontology annotation, biological process: Golgi to vacuole transport; Golgi to endosome transport; protein transport to vacuole involved in ubiquitin-dependent protein catabolic process via the multivesicular body sorting pathway. Gene Ontology annotation, molecular function: phosphatidylinositol binding; ubiquitin binding. The record is from RefSeq and is a predicted model, not a curated record. Gene Ontology annotation, cellular component: trans-Golgi network. The transcript is spliced from 6 exons.